Molecule: messenger RNA, 657 nt
Organism: Zychaea mexicana
Lineage: Eukaryota; Fungi; Mucoromycota; Mucoromycetes; Mucorales; Lichtheimiaceae
Exons: 2
Coding region: 64-600 (178 amino acids)
Source: RefSeq, a predicted model, not a curated record
CUUCAAAGCGACAAUUCUUUGAACAUGCAAGAAACCACGUUGAUUGUCAGGAUAAAUUAGCUAAUGGACUUGAAUACUUAUCAGCCAACAUUCAAUAAUUCGUAUCUACACUGCAAAGCGUCGAUCUACAAUGACCGUACCAGCAGUCAACAAACAAAACAACAAGAACACAGGAAUAGCCACAGGACGACGGGUUUUCCGACUUUCAAUGUGUACUGUCUCGAUCGUACUCUUAUAGUCUACAAAGCAGAAAUUGUCCGGGGUGUCAUUCAGUAUGUGCUCGAUCUACUGGUUAUGACCAACAUGAUGAUUAUAACGUAUUACAAGUGGUAUGGAGCGUCAACGAGCUUAACCCCUAGUGUAAAAUAUUUGUCCAUGAGAUGUAAAUGCUCAAUACCAACGAUCAGCAACACUCAACCUUCGUGCUCUCUUGCGGCAUCCAAACGAACCAAGCCCCACGUGGCUCGAGACAGUUGCCUAUCGACGCCCCAUUACACUGUACACCGACCAAAUGCUUAUCAUGAAGAGGUGGCUCUGUUCCGCGUAGUAGCGCCAAGAGCGGCAGCAUCAGCAGGAAGAACAGGAGUACCUGCGAGAUGAGGCGGGAUAACGACAGCGAUGCUUAGAACUCGCUGCAGAAAACAAUCUUAUAAAGAG